Molecule: messenger RNA, 6064 nt
Organism: Salmo salar (Atlantic salmon)
Lineage: Eukaryota; Metazoa; Chordata; Actinopteri; Salmoniformes; Salmonidae
Product: large neutral amino acids transporter small subunit 4
Biological process (GO): neutral amino acid transport; transmembrane transport
Molecular function (GO): neutral L-amino acid transmembrane transporter activity; L-amino acid transmembrane transporter activity
Source: RefSeq, a predicted model, not a curated record
CUCUAGCUCAGGACCUGGCCAAUGGAGACCCGGGCUUGUUUGUGCAGCUUUCGGUGCGAAAAUAAAAGCAGGAAUCUGCGCUGAAGAGAGAUGUUGAUGCAAAGAAACAAAAGAUUGAGUAUAGUCUAAAGUCUACAGUAUAUAGCUGUUAUUUGUUUUUUGAGAAUAACAACUACAGAUUUUAAGUCAAAGACAGAGUCCAGUCAGUGGAGAGGCAGGCGACCUUGUUCGUGGUUCCAGACACUCAGGCCACCAGCCCUCCUUUGUUCUACGUUCCCGUUGUGCAUCUCUUCUACCUGUGAAGAUGGCACCCUCCCUGGCCACAGCCUUCUCCAGGCGCUGGUGGAUGGCUGUGACUGCAGUCAUAGAGAACCUGCUGUUUUCUGCUGUGCUGCUGGGCUGGGGCUCCCUGCUCAUCAUGCUCAAGUCUGAAGGCUUCUACUCCUACCUCUGCAGAGAACCUGGUAACAGCACCAGUCAAAACCAGUCUGAGCCAGUCCUGGUUGGGGAUGAAGAGGGGAUCACCCAGAGCCUCGUGGUGGAGGAGGAGUACCUCCAGAUGAAUGGCUGGCCCAUCUGUAAGGACCAGGAUGAGAUGCUGAACUUGGCCUUCACCGUGGGCUCUUUCCUCCUCAGUGCCAUCACCCUUCCCCUGGGCAUUGUCAUGGACAAGUAUGGCCCCCGCAAGCUCCGGCUGCUCGGCAGCACCUGCUUUGCCUUCUCAUGUAUCCUGAUCGCUUAUGGAUCGAGCGACCCCAAGAAUCUGUCCAUCCUCAUAUUCUUUGCUCUGGCACUGAACGGAUUCGGAGGAAUGUGCAUGACCUUUACUUCCCUCACGCUUCCCAAUAUGUUUGGUGACCUUCGUUCCACCUUCAUCGCUCUCAUGAUUGGAUCGUAUGCAUCCUCCGCUGUCACCUUCCCUGGGAUCAAGGUGAUCUAUGACCUAGGAGCCACCUUCAUCACCAUCCUGCUGGUGUGGGCUGCCUGCGCUGGCCUCGUCUUCAUCAACUGCUUCUUCAACUGGCCCCUGGAGCCCUUCCCUGGACCUGAGGAUAUGGACUACACUGUGAAGAUCAAGUUCAGCUGGCUGGGCUUUGACCAUAAGAUCACUGGAAAGCAGUUUUACCGCCAGGUGACCACGGUGGGGAGACGACUCAGCGUGGGGAACAGCAUGAAGCAAAACCCCACGGAGCUGGCCCUACAGGAGGGCAACAAGCUGUGUCUCUCCACCGUUGACCUGGAGGUCCAGUGCAAGUCCCAGGAGGAAUCCCAGUCCUUCAUGAAGAGUAUCCUGAGUCCUAUCUUCAUGCUCAGCCUGAUCACCAUGUGUGUCACCCAGCUGAGGCUUAUCUUCUACAUGGGAGCCAUGAACAACAUCCUCGAGUCGCUGUCCGACAGAGACUUCAGCACAGAGGAGAAGAUGGAAGUAGUGAGUGUGUACACCUCCAUUUUCGGAGUGCUGCAGCUGCUCUGUCUGAUGACCGCUCCUGUGAUCGGGUACAUCAUGGACUGGAAGCUCAAAGAGUGCGAGGAUGAGAACGCGAAGCCGGGCACAAGAGAUCUCACCCAGCCCAAGCGUCGGGACAGACAGAUCCAGAAGAUCACCAACGCCACCCGGGCCUUCAUCUUCACCAACCUGCUACUGAUAGGCUUCGGGGUCACCUGCCUCGUCCCCAGCCUCCCUCUCCAGAUUCUAUCGUUUAUUCUGCACACCAUUGUGAGAGGAUUCAUCCACUCUGCAGUUGGAGGGCUCUAUGCUGCUGUGUACCCGUCGUCUCAGUUUGGCAGUCUGACAGGCAUGCAGUCCCUCAUCAGUGCCCUGUUUGCCCUGCUGCAGCAGCCCCUCUUCAUGGCCAUGAUGGGCCCUCUGAAGGGAGACCCCCUAUGGGUCAACGUGGGCCUGCUGGGGCUGACGGUGCUGGGCUUCUGCCUGCCUCUCUACCUGCUCUGCUACAGCCGCCAGCUCCAACGCCAGAAGCAGGAGCGCGAGGAGGACCCCAAGAUCUACGUCCAGAUCAACAACGGCAGCACGCCCGAGGCCUUCGUCUAGAGAGACCGACUGACGGACGGAGAUUUUUUUUUUUUCAACAAAGAGAAGGAGGAACGGAGAGAGUGAGGAGGGGAGAGGUCACAGGUGUGACUGAACUGUAUGAUGAAUCGCAACCUCACCCACCAACUCCGGUCCCUCUAACCGUCUGCACUUGCACUCAGACGAUACUCUCUCUCACACACACACACACACGCGCGCACACACACACACACACACACACACUUCAUGUCCCUUACAUUCCCCCCUCACACACAGACACAGACACACAUACGAACACAUACACGCACACACACACACACAUACACAUGACACACACACACAUACACAUGACACAUACAGUAUAUGAUCACAAAUCUCAGAGAACUACUAUGAUAAACACACACACACACACACCUUUACACUCCCCAACACAUCAUCGACUAUGUACACUGUGAAAGAAACGCAACAACACACACAUCCACGGUUCCUUUCCCAGGGACACACCACUAAACGGACAUUGUUCAUCUUCUCACAACUGGAAUGAGAAAGGACAACCGCUGGUCUGUGAACUGAGGAGAAAGGAGAGAAAAGGGAGGAGGAUCUUCACGGCGUUCUCCUCCCUUCCAGUCUCCCCUUUCUUUCAGUUCUCUGUUGUUUUUUUUUAUUUCAUUUUUGUCAACGAUGCCAUGCUCACUCUUGCCUGCCUGUCAGUGCAAAAAGAGGACACUGGUUCUCCGUGUCGCCCAGCAAAAAGAACCAGAGAGGAAGCAAGCAUUCAACGCCAUGUUGAAGUCCUCCUCACAGUUAUGAUCCCCCACCACCAGUGUUUUUACGUGUGUUUUCAGUGAUGCCAGUAACGACAUCGCCUCACUUUCUAAUUCUGAUUCAACUUAGUUUCAUACUGCACUGGAGGUCCUCUACUUCACACCCUGAGAACUGGUUUUAUGAUUAGGACGUUAUUGGAGCGUUAUUGGAGCGUUAUUGGAGCGUUAUUGGCGAUAGGUCUGUAUUUUUCUCCGUGGUUGUUACACGCCAAUGCCUCUCUAUCGUCGCAAGUGGUUUGAACUAGAAGUAAAUGGUGCUAAGAGUUCAUACCGCCAUAACGUUCCCAUUAGGUUCUGUAACGUUGCCGUAAUGUUGGGGAUAGUCAUCAUUGUAAAUGAAUUGGUAAGAAUGGAACCUCAUACAACCUUCAGAAGCUAGUCGACGUAAUCUUCUCAUCUAGCGAGUGUUCCUUCCAGUGUCUCAAAGACCAAACCUGGUGACUCAGUCUUCGAGUUUUGUUGUUGAAGACAACAGAGGCGUGGAGGGUUAAAGCCACAGAGAAGCUGUCGUUUGAAGACUGUUCCAACAGCUCUAGGGAGACAAGAAAGCAAAGGCUUGUUUUUUUGUAACAUCAGCACUCUAGAUAAAAGCCUGAGUCGAUAGCUGUGCUUUGAGCCCAUUUGAGUAAGUGAUUAGGCCAACGGGUUUCCAGUGUGCAGGCCAGCGUUUUACUUCUAGGGAAUACUAUGUGACUGUGCUAGUGGCUGUGCGUCAAGCAAAAGCAUGGCACAGGUUGAAACAAACCUCUUACCAGUUAUAAUGUGCCACAACAACAUAGGCUACAGCACAGCUACACUCUUACAAAAAAGGGUUCGAAAAGGCUUCUUCGGCUGUCGCCAUAAGAUAAUCCUUUUUGGUUCCAGGUUAGAACCCUUUUUGGUUCCAGGUAGAACCCUUUUGGACAGCCGAAUAACCCUUUUAGGUUCUAGAAUGAUAAUCAUUUGUUUUCUAAGAGUGUAGGCUUGGUUAUCAAGCUCCAAUGCAUGGGCCUAUAUCACUCUCACCGGAUACACUGACUGGUCUUGUAUUGGCAGUCCUCUUUGUAGUGCAGAAUGAAUUUCUUAUUGAAAAAGUAAUAGUUUUAUCAACUGUAUUUUACCUGCAAUAUGAUACUGACAUACCCUUCAAGGUUUUGUUCUGUUUCAAGACAAAUGUGUUUUGGUACAAAUGGUUUGACGAGAUAUGGUUUUAGAUAGAGAGGAGAUGUGUAGUUUAAGGUGAACUGUGGUUGCUAUGGGCUUAUUACAUGGCACUGUUCUACACUACCUGAAUUACAUUGAUGCAUUUCAAUUCUGAUUUGCUGUAGCAAUAAGUACUUCUCUGAGUUGCUGAGCAAUCCUCUACUUUUCCCGGCAACACAUAACCCUAUGAACAAACACUGUUGUCCAACCACACACAUACAGACACACAAUGCAAGAAUGUGGAUUGAUAUAAUGCAAUGUUUAUUACAAAGGUGCUUCUCAAUGACAGGAACGUAGACUAGUUCAUCUAUCUAUCAAUCUAGCUAUGGUCUCACCUACAAAGCCUCACUUUGUGGUGACAAAUUACUUGAAUUAUUGAAUUCCAACUUGAAGUUUGAUUCACUUUUUGAUUCAGAAAGGGAGACAGAGAGAUGCUUGAAUAUGAUAUCUGUUUCUAAAUCCACAUUCUUGCAGCUGUUGUGAACAGUGUGAUCGUGGGACCCAGGUGGGCGGGCAGGCAGGUCAUGACAGGACUUUAUGUUCCUGAAUGAUCUGUUGCGAUUAACAUAUACCGGAGAGAGAGAGCGUGACAACUUGAUUGGUGUAGCUCUACGUCCGCCGAUGCAGUAUUUAGACUGGACGGGACACCUGCUUUUCCUCAGUCACUCACAGAAGCACUUCCAAAGACAGCCAUGUAACCAGCAGAUUGCCACUCUGUGUGUAGAUGAUUUGAGAUGUUGGUGCCCCACCCUCUCUCAUCAUGACCCAUCACGUUGAUCCAUCCAUGUCCAAACCACUAUCCUGACCUGUUUCUCUACUGCAGUCUCACCCAAACACAACCACCCACCCAAGAGAUCCUUCACAUACUGGCGACGGAACUGAGAGACAAUGCUAGAAUCCCCAAAAGCUUCAUGAAUGAAAUAAGUGAGAACUGAAUGGCACAUAUGCACCUUAGUCCUCUUAUCAGGAUCUCAUUGCUAUUAUUCUGAAUGGCCUGCACUGAAAUAUAACAUAGACAGUGCACCACUUGCUAGUUCUGCAUGUUAGCAUAGAAUGUAUUCCCAGUCUGUUUUUUUAUUCAUAGAGAAAUGACAUUGGAACUGCAAGAAACGGUUAUUUUUAUAUUCAGUCAAAGUUACUUACCUUGAGUGGUCUUAGUCUCUCCUCUUGUAUGCCCUGUCCAGUAGGUCCCUGUCCCGCAAUGUAGAAUGGCUCCUUGCUACUGCUCUUUGGGCCUGUCUGUUUGGGUCUCUUGGUUUCAAGGAUCUACACACACACACACACACACACACUGAUAGAGAAACAGGUCUAGGCAUCCUCAACAUCCUUACAUUGAACAUCACUCUACUUGUCGUUUACAUGAAUUUAUUUUGCAAAAGGAGGAAAGACUUGUGGGGAGAAUUCAUGUAUAGCCCUGGAUAGACUGGUUCUUGUGGCUUGAACAUAUGACUAGAGAUUGCAGGUGGAUUCUGAUAAUGAUGCUAUACUGUACUCCAGCACAAUGAAUGUGGGGUUGGGAUGAUCUUCAUUCCCUCAGUAUGGGAGAAUCAGCACUUUUUACACUGCCAUACCUUAAACUGUCAUUCUACUCAGAAUGCCAUCACCGUAGUUCUUUUCUAGACGUGACAUCUUUUUACUACUAUCCCCUUCCCUUGGACGUAAAGUGUGAUUGAUUGACUGUUUUAUUCUCUGACGACGAAAGACGAGCAAUGAUUUUUGGAUAGAAGGUUUUAAUGAUUGUGUGUCACCUUUAGACAUUGAUCGGGAACUUCAGCUGAAACACCAAUGUUUUUCCCUGACUUGUACCUUAUUUUUUUACUGAAAUGUUUAUUUUGUUGUUUUACAUUCUCCUUUUUGGUGUUUGUUUCAAUAUGUAUUUAAUGUCUAUAUGCUGUAUAUUGGAGCUCAUUUUUGUUGUUGUCUUCUAUCACAUUAUAGCCAUUGUUAUUGACAUUUUGAGUCGUUGUCUAAAUGAGAAGAAAAAAAAAUCAAUAUAUGAAAGAAUAAACAGAAACAGAUUAAUUUGUAA